AUGCUCUCGCUACUAGACUUUUUCGCCACUUACGUUCUGCAUGGUAGACAGGCCCCUGCUGCAGAGCACGCGCCUGUCCCCUCUUCCAAAGGCGCCCGGCAUGCGACGGAGAGUGAUUGGAAGACUUAUCUGCUUCGGCUGACGCAGAGAGUUCAUGCCCUUCACUGCAGGGCCCGGCAAGAUUCCAAACUAAACGCGCAUGGGAUUACCGACGCCGUUCAAAUAUGGAACGAUCUCGCAAGUUGGAAACCGGGCAAGGAGCAAUUAUCUACAGAUGAGGAAAUUAUGUUGUUCGGAUCCUGCCAAUCCGCAAUCUUUAUCUGGACAUACUUUCUCAUGCACCCAGACGACAUGGAGGGGUGGAAGGCACGGCAAUCUUUGAAGGAUAUAUUGUCGAACUUGGCGGAAAUCGAAGUGCCCGAGCUUGCGCCGCUGAUGGCAAUUCCACUCUUCUUUGCUGGACUCACUGCUACAGAGCCGGAUGAUAUAAAAAUAAUCAACGAGAUGUAUGAACAGCUGGAGGAAGUUACGCAACAUAAAGCUCUCAAAGACUCAUGGCGUAUCCUCCAAAGGGUCUGGGGUGAGGGUUAUAGAGGGACUCGACCUAGUUGGGACUGGAUUAGGUAG
Messenger RNA from Aspergillus affinis, 627 nucleotides. RefSeq lists its product as uncharacterized. The transcript has a single exon. Bases 1 to 627 code for a protein of 208 amino acids. The record is from RefSeq and is a predicted model, not a curated record. Lineage: Eukaryota; Fungi; Ascomycota; Eurotiomycetes; Eurotiales; Aspergillaceae.